GUGUCUAUCUGAAGGAAUGCACGUAACCAGUAACCUCCUCCUAAAAACUCCUAUAAAUCCAUCAGAGAUCUCUGUUCUCUUGUCUUCCUUACUUACUAAUCUCUCAAGUUUAUAAACUGUUUACUCUGUUCUUGGCGUUUUAUUCUUCUGUUGGAUUUCACCAGAUCUCCAAACUUGUGUUUUCUUUUGUUUCUUCGUUUUAUUAACCAUAUAAAGCUAAACCUGAUUUUAUAUUAUUUUAUAUUAUAUUGGUACCAUAUAUAUAAUAAAUAUAAAAGAGAGUGGUGGUGAUAAAAUCUAGUAAUAAUCAAAAUAAGAAUCCAAGAUUAAGUGUUUUUUGCUCAUUGUAUCGCCAGGUGUUGUUCUUAUCGUUGCUGUCUUAAUUCAUUUGAGAGAAGAGUACUUAAGCAACAAAAAGAGUAUUUAAGAUUUGCAGAUCUAAUAAUAAUUAAGAGGUCGUGGUCAUGAGACUUUUGUGAGAUAAAAAGCUCUUUUGUCGUUUUUUUGCUCCUUUCUUUGGGUUGUGAAGACAAGAGACAGAGAACUUGUCGGGAAGUUCUUGAGAUUUUCAAAAUUUAGAAGUUGGAAACUUUCUGUGCAAGAGGGAAGAAAGAAGAAUGGGUCAUUACGCAGCAGUGUGGGAUCAUAAAGCAGCUACUGAGAUGACCAAAGACUGGAACGGCAUUGACCAAGUCUUUCUCCGUAACCCUCAUGGCGCUUCUGCCAAGAUUAGUUUACAUGGAGGACACGUGGUUUCAUGGAGGAAUGACCAAGGCGAAGAGCUCCUUUUCACUAGCAACAAGGCUAUAUUCAAACACCCAAAAUCAAUGCGUGGUGGGAUUCAGAUUUGUUAUCCUCAGUUUGGGGAUUGUGGAUUACUGGACCAACAUGGGUUUGCAAGGAACAAAAUUUGGGUUAUCGAUGAGAACCCACCUCCUCUUAACUCCAAAGAGUCCUUAGGCAAAUCAUUUGUUGAUCUUCUUCUCAAACCAUCAGAAGAGGACUUAAAGCAAUGGCCUCACAGUUUUGAGUUCCGUCUUAGGGUCUCACUUGCCAUAGAUGGAGACUUAACAUUGACUUCUCGCGUUAGAAACGUCAACGGCAAGCCCUUUAGCUUCUUAUUCGCUUAUCAUACUUACCUCUCUGUCUCUGACAUAAGUGAAGUGAGGGUUGAAGGGUUAGAGACAUUGGACUACUUGGACAACCUUAGGAAAAGAGAGCUUUUGACAGAACAAGGCGAUUCAAUAACCUUUGAAUCUGAGAUGGACCGGACUUACAUUAGAUCACCCAAAGUGGUAGCAGUUCUUGACCAUGAACGGAAAAGAACAUAUGUUAUAGGAAAGGAAGGUCUUCCAGAUACAGUGGUGUGGAAUCCAUGGGAGAAGAAAUCUAAAACCAUGGCUAAUUUUGGGGAUGAUGAGUACAAAAGCAUGCUUUGUGUGGAUGGUGCAGCAGUUGAGAGACCAAUCACUUUGAAGCCAGGAGAAGAAUGGACCGGAAGGCUUAUGUUAACCGCUGUUAAGUCCAGUUUCUGCUUUGAUCAACUUGAACUACAGAGCAAAGGAUUCUGAUUCUUACUUACCUCUUUUAGAAUCCCAAUCCUUAAAAAGAAUAUUAUGCUUAUUCCAUUGCAGUUUUUUUUGGUACUGCUACACUGGAAGAGAGCAGAGACAUCAUUUUGUGUUCAGUUUUUCUUUGCAUGUUAAGCUGUUUGUACUUUUAUUAUUCUCACAGUAGAGAAAUUUAUUAUUAGAAACUAAAAUGUCCCACAUCAGUAGUUGCAAGGGAUUCUAAUCAAUAUAUAAGAUAGAUGGGUCACUCUUCUUAUCA
Messenger RNA from Brassica oleracea var. oleracea, 1830 nucleotides. RefSeq names its product putative glucose-6-phosphate 1-epimerase. Gene Ontology annotation, biological process: carbohydrate metabolic process. Bases 618 to 1571 code for a protein of 317 amino acids. The record is from RefSeq and is a predicted model, not a curated record. Lineage: Eukaryota; Viridiplantae; Streptophyta; Magnoliopsida; Brassicales; Brassicaceae. The transcript has 8 exons. Gene Ontology annotation, molecular function: isomerase activity; carbohydrate binding.